UUCCUUCCCCUCCAUUGCUUCGCUUCAUCGUCCCCUCCCUUCCACGCCUACUACUUACUACACCCAUAGAUUUCCAUACCACACACCAGUUCAUCGAUCCAAAGAUCAAGCCAUCGUCCAUCGAUCAUGGCUGCUUCGUCUUCCUCCUCUUCGGUCAGGCAGAGGCAAGCCCCACCAGUCUCCGCUCAGCAGCAGCCGCAGCUCCUCCUCCGAGAAGAGCAGCAAGACCUCCUCCCCAAGCAAGAACCAGGAGCACCACCACCCUCGCCGCAGCGGUCGCCCUUGUCCCAGGCGCUCACCUCGACGGCGAACCUUGCCAACCUGCUCCCCACGGGCACGCUCCUGGCCUUCAACCUGCUGUCCCCCACCUUCACCAACCACGGCGCCUGCGACGCCACCACCGCGCUCCUCACGCGGGGGCUCCUCGCCCUCCUCGCGCUCUCCUGCGUCCUCGCAUCCUUCACCGACUCCCUCAAGGGCCCCGACGGCCGCGUCUACUACGGGGUCGCCACGCCCAGGGGAAUCUGGCUCAUCGACUACCCGCCCGGCGCGCCGCCGCCCGCCGACACCGCCAGGUACAGGCUCGCCUUCGUCGACUUCGUGCACGCCGCGCUCUCGGUCGCCGUCUUCGGGGUCGUCGCCGCCAGGGACAAGAACGUCGUCAUGUGCUUCUACCCGGCGCCGCCAAAGGAGACGGAGGAGGUGCUCGACAUCCUGCCACUCGGCGUCGGCGUGCUCUGCAGCCUGCUCUUCGUCGCGUUCCCAACCACAAGACACGGCAUCGGAUACCCCGUCACCAACGGCAACUAAUAAGCAAACACAUCCUCAUCUGUUAGUUGUUGUUUACGCGUUCAUUCAUCACUACCAUUCUCAAACUAGUACAUGUACAAAUCACCGAGCUCUUCAUGAUUAUAUAUUGGAACAUUGUUAUUACUGGGAUGGAUUGAUUGAUUGAU
Molecule: messenger RNA, 956 nt
Organism: Panicum hallii
Lineage: Eukaryota; Viridiplantae; Streptophyta; Magnoliopsida; Poales; Poaceae
Product: protein DMP3
Exons: 1
Coding region: 127-810 (227 amino acids)
Biological process (GO): endomembrane system organization
Source: RefSeq, a predicted model, not a curated record